AUGACCUGCCGAGCAAGCCACUGGGAUGAGAAAGGGCUCAAUAAGACCUGUGCAACUUGUGCGGGCCUACAUCAAUGCCAAACCUGCCCGACAGAGUUCCAACUCGACACUGUGGACUACGGCUACAACUACUACUACAGACGGCUGAUCGUAACGCGAUGGCUAGACUUAGGCGAGGGUCGAACACCGGAAGAUCCGAAGUGGAAGAGCCAUCUCGGCUCUGGAGAUCGUAGCCAGGCAAAGCCGAUUCCUUUUGAAGCUGGUUCGAUUAAAGCUACUUUCGAAAAAUACCAAGUUAGACCCUUCCUAAGCCGAAGAAACUGGCUAUACUUCCUUUUUGGUUACGGAGAGAUAUUUGAGCAUAGUUGGUAA
Messenger RNA from Pseudogymnoascus verrucosus, 372 nucleotides. RefSeq lists its product as uncharacterized. NCBI's taxonomy places the organism in Eukaryota, Fungi, Ascomycota, Leotiomycetes, Thelebolales, Thelebolaceae. The transcript has a single exon. Bases 1 to 372 code for a protein of 123 amino acids. The record is from RefSeq and is a predicted model, not a curated record.